Molecule: messenger RNA, 510 nt
Organism: Contarinia nasturtii (swede midge)
Lineage: Eukaryota; Metazoa; Arthropoda; Insecta; Diptera; Cecidomyiidae
Gene: Trmt112
Product: multifunctional methyltransferase subunit TRM112-like protein
Exons: 3
Coding region: 86-460 (124 amino acids)
Biological process (GO): tRNA methylation; peptidyl-glutamine methylation; rRNA (guanine-N7)-methylation
Molecular function (GO): protein heterodimerization activity
Source: RefSeq, a predicted model, not a curated record
AAACACAUGUCAAACGUUGAAACGUGCUCGAUGUUACUUUAUUUGGCUAUUCAUCUUUUCACGAUAUUUAUCAUCAGAGAAACUCAUGAAACUUUUAACUUAUAAUUUUUUAACAUCGUCCGCUAUCAAAGGUGUAAAAGUUGGUUAUCCAUUGAAACUUCAUGUUUUAAAGAAACGAGAGGUUCAAAUCGAUUUCAAUGCGGAAUUUUUAAUUCGAAUGAUACCACGGUUGGAGUGGCGUACAGUUUUGGAAGGUGCUAAGUCUAUAGGAUGUUUAAACGAGUUACCACCAGAAGUAACUAAAUCUCAUAGUGCUGAUAUUAACUUUCUAGAAAAACUUCAUCAUAUUUUGUUGGAAAUCGAUGUUACUGAUGGUCAUCUUGAAUGUCCUGAAACAGGAAGAAAAUUUUCAAUUUUAAAUGGAAUCCCUAACAUGUUAUUAAAUGAAGAUGAAGUAUAAUAAAAAAUAAGUUGGAGAAAUUCAAACUUCAAUUUUAUAAAUAUUUCAUA